GCGGGGGUCUGGAGAGUGGGAGGAGGGAGAACUACCAAAGAAAGGACAGAAUGAGACUGGAGGGGCUGAAUGGGGGGGGUAAAGGAUCCAUCUAAAACAGAAAGAGAGAGAGAGAAAGGGGAGGGAGCUGAGAGAGUUGCCUCAUCCAGAGCUGCUAGUGCUCACGGCUUCAGGGAAGAAGUUGUGGGAAAGUAAAUAGCAGAGGAGAAUUCCAAUCUGAUUCGAAGGAACCCGUAAACAUGACUGGACCGGCCUGCUGAAGGACUGUGUUCAUGGGAGGCUCCCGGGAUUAAAGGGCCACCGGAGAGCCUGAAGCUUCCAGGGAGGGACCCGCUGCUGAAGCCGAGGAGGGAUUAUGUCCGCUGAGGUGUCUCAACAGCGACCACCAAAGGACGAGGACGAGGAGGAGGACGAGGAGCAAGGGGAAGAGUUCUCGUUUGAGGACAGUGCGGAGGACGAGAAGCUUCUGGAGGAGGGUGAAGGGAUGACCUCUGACCCCGUCGGAACAACGCCUCCUGCUGGACAGGAGGGCACCUGUGCUAAGGACGGAGCUCCAGCUCCCGCUGAGGGCGUUCCGGUAAACGAGUCACCCGGCGGGACGUCCGAAGCCGAGCCCAGAAGCUCGUCUCCUGGUGUGGGGGAGGAGCUCCACGAGCUUCCGGCGGAGACACCAGCGGCGGAGACCCCAGCGGCGGAGACACCAGCUGUGGAGACACCAGCUGUGGAGACACCAGCCGUGGAGACACCAGCCGUGGAGAGGCCGACCGGUGAAGCGUUUGCUCACUCCGACGCGGCGCCGGGGCCUCCGGAGGUGAUCUACGACGACGUCCCGUUCGAGGGGCCGCUCUCUCCCGACGAAGAUACGAUCUACGAGGACGUGCAGAGAGACGGCGGCGGCGCGGCGCCGGACGCGGACAACGGCUGGAGCUCCAGUGAGUUUGAGAGCUACGACGAGCACUCGGAUAACGAGACCAAGCAGCCGCCGCGCAGCAAGCGCUCCCCCGACGUGUGCCGCCUGAGGGAACGCUGCGCCAGGACCAAGCGGGAACUGGCCACCAGGCUUUAUGGCAGGCACAACGUUGACAUCAAGGUUCAGCAGCUCAUGAAGGCGGCGAGGAGCGGCACGAAGGAUGGCCUGGAGAAGACCAAGAUCGCCGUCAUGCGCAAAGUUCCCUUCCUGCAGAGGAAAGAUCAGCUGGAGGAGGAGGAUGACGCAGGAUACCUGGAUGUGGCCGUGUCAGAAAUGAAGCAUCCCCCUCCACAGCUGAGCCCCAUGCCGGAGGGGCUGACCAACCACCAGGUCGUCAGACGCCACGUCCUCGGCUCCAUCAUUCAGAGCGAGCACAGCUACCUGGAAUCUCUCAGGAGAAUCGUGCAGGAGUACCAGAGGCCGUUGAUGGAGGCCGAUCCGCGCAUCCUGAGCCCGAGGAAGCUGCGGCCUAUUUUUUACAGAAUGAGGGAGAUCACUCAGUGCCACUCCAUGUUCCAGAUUGCGUUGGCGUCGCGCGUGGCCGAGUGGGACAGCAGCGAGAAGAUCGGAGACUUAUUUGUGGCCUCGUUUUCAAAAUCCAUGGUGCUGGACGUCUACAGCGAGUACGUCAACAACUUCACCAACGCCAUGGCGCUGAUCAAGAAGGCGUGCCUGUCCAAACCCGCCUUCCUGGAAUUCUUGAAGAAGAAGCAAGCGACCAGCGUGGACCGGAUCACUCUCUACGGCCUGAUGGUUAAGCCCAUUCAGCGGUUCCCUCAGUUCAUAUUGCUCCUGCAGGACAUGCUGAAGAACACCCCGAAGGGCCACGUGGACCGCCUGCCGCUGCAGCUCGCCCUCACCGAGCUGGAGGCGCUGGCCGAGAAGCUCAACGAACAGAAGCGGGUCGCCGACCAGGUCGCCGAGACGCAGCAGCUCGCCCGCAGCGUCAGCGACCGCCUGCUCAGCAAGCAGCUGAACUCGGAGCAGGGGUCGCUGGUCCUUUGUGAGACGCUCAUCGAGACGGUGUACGGCGAGAGGGGACAAGUCCUGAAGUCGAAGGAGAGAAAGGUCUUCCUCUUUGAUGACGUGCUCGUCUGCGCCAACAUAAAUGUCAAGGGGCCUCCGGAUGUCAGCAGCCUGGUCCCCGUCGGCCCCAAGUACACCAUGAAGUGGAGCGCCCCCCUGCAGCAGGUGCAAGUGGUGGAGGUGGGGCAGGAGGGCUCUCAAAGCAAAGACGCCCUCCCCCAACAGAGCGGCGCCAAGCGAGCCGGCCCCCCAGGCAAAGCGUUCCUGGGCCCUCCUCGGCUCUACCAGGAGCUGCAGGAGCUCCAGCAUGACCUUUCCGUCGUGGAGGAGGUGACCCUCCUCGUGGGCACUCUGCAGGGGACGUACCAGAACCUGAACACCACUGUGGCCCAGGACUGGUGUCUGGCUCUGCAGAGGCUGAUCCGCUUGAAAGAGGAGCAGAUCCAGAGCGCUAACAAAUGUCGCCUACGCCUGCAGGUCCCCGGCAGGCCGGACAAAUCUGCUCCAAUCAUUCAAAAUGAAGUGGAGAAAUGUCUUGAGUCAGUGAGGAAGUCGGUUUGUGUCGUCACACCCGUGGUUCUGAGCGGGGGGGGGGGGGAUUUUUUCUUUCCUCCAGAUGAUUUCUGGGACCCGGACUCGUGCAGACGUGUGACACUGGGCUCGCAACCAGUGCGGACCCUGUUGGUGCUGGACGACUCGGUGUGGGCGAGCUGUGGGAACUCGGUGACGGCGGUGGACGUCUCCAGCCUCAGCACUCAGACGUUCGAGGUCCACCCCGACCCCAUGAUCAGCGUGGCGCACAUGGCGUGCGCCGGCGGCGGGGUGUGGAUGGCGUUCUCCGAGGGUUCCUCCAUCCGCCUCUUUCACACCGAAACCCUGGAGCUGCUGCAGGAGAUCAACGUGUCGACGCGCUCCGCGCUGCUGAACCCCGGUCAGAAGAGCUUCCGGGUCACCAGCCUUCUGAUUUGCCAGGGCCUGUUGUGGGUGGGCACGGCCCAAGGCUUCAUUAUCACGCUUCCCGUUCCCAAACUCGAGGGCAUCCCCAAAAUAACAGGAAAGGGGAUGGUCUCCCUCAACGCCCACUGCGGGCCCGUGGACUUCCUGGUGGCCACCAGCAGCACUCUGUCCCCCGAGCUGCUGAAGAGGGAUUCGCUCGCCGACGGCCCGGACUCGGCCCUCGGCGGCGAGGACCGCAGCGACGCCUCCUCCUCCCAGGAAUCCCUGCAGCACUCCUCCCGGGGCGAGGGGCGGGGCAAAGGGCGCGGCGUCCUGCUGCAGUACAAGCUGCGCUCCACCUCGGCGCUGCCCGGGCAGCCGCUGACGGCGGGGGGGGGCGACGCGGCGUCCGACUCCUCCCUCGAGUCCCUGGAGCACAGCGUGGAGGACGGAUCCAUCUACGAGCUCAGCGACGAGCCCGAGACGACGUGGGUCCGGGGGCGUCCGUGCGAGCGGGACGGGGGGCGCAGGGACAGGGUGGUCUCCGCGGCGGUCAUCUCCGGGGGGAGGGGCUUCCGCCGGCUGAAGGAAGGAGCGGCGGCGGCGGAUGCAAGCGGAGACGGGUUGGAGAACACUCUGAUGGUGUGGCAGCUGCCGCUGACGGUGUGAGGGGGGGCCGCGCGGAGGACUCGUGUGUAACGCCCCCCCCCCCCCCCCCCUCUCCCCCCGGCGCCUUUGGUUGAGUCCGCCAUGCUCCGCGGAGCUGGAGAUGGGCAUCGUGUGUCUGCUCCAGCGGGGGAGAGAUCCCAUCUGCUCGGAGCUGAACGCCGGGGGGGGGGGGAGGGGGGCGUCACAAAGCACACGAGGCAUCACUUUAUUAGUGCCGCGUCCCGGACAAUGUGAACGUAAGAGACCUUCCUUUUGUGUCUCAAAAUUGAAUCCGUGCUCACCUUAAAAAAAAAAGGAUUUCCCCCCCCCCCCCCGGGUCUCGGCGGCAGCUGUUGCAGAGGUGAUUUUUGGUUACAGUAGAUGAGUCGCCUCCAAAGGGAUCGCACAACGCCUCCCAGAAACCACUGCUUCGGAAAAAAAACUAAAGUUACGAUGGUUUGGAUUGAGCCAUAUUUGCACAGAUUUAUUUGGGUAAAAGCCACUGCUUCUACAGUGUUACCGCCCUGUGAAGGCCCGGGUGAUGUCACACAGCAACAAACUGUCACAUGAUGAGAUAAAAAAAAAGGCUUCUUUGUAUCCGCAGAGAAGAAAGGCACCGAUGAUCACGUUUACGUUGGUUGUAAUUAAAGAUCUAAAUUACCGGUAACACACAGAUGUGUUUGAUAUCCUCCAUCAGCCAGGAGAUAUGUAUAUUUAUAUAUAUAUAUAUAAGAAGAUAUCACCUGGGUCCCAUCAGCACUUCUUAUUAUUACUUGGAUUUGAAUGCAAAUAUUAAUGUUAAUGAUACAAAUGAGGUAAAUAUAUCUCGUCAUGCCAUCUCCAUUUGAUGGUCUUUGAUCCGACCGGCCCUUUAAAAAACGCUCCACUUUAACCACUUUAAAUGACUCAACAAUGUGUCGCUACUGGGCUCCGUUCAGGUUUCUUUCUACUGAUGAAAUGAAAAUGGAUCACGUUGGAUUGGCGCCGUAAGCAGAAGCAGUCAGAGGCCCUGUGUGGAGCGUUCUGUUCACUUUAUGACUCUUUUAUUUAAAUUGCUGGUAGCACAGGGCUGUAAACGUGGACUAUUGACACGGCGUGCGUCAACACAAGAGAUGUGUGCAUGUAUUUCACGGCGUGCUUAGCGGGUAGGCGUAGCGAGUAGCCGACUAGGAAGACCUCUCAAUGAACAGAGUGAAGGUUAUUAUGGUAUGUCGUUCUUCUCCAUCGCUACCUCUAUUCAGCGCAUUCCAGCACAAUCUCGUCUCAUCCUUCCAGGCGGAUGAAGCGGGAAUAUUCAUGUUGUGUGCGUCCCUGAGGCAACAUCGAGGUUCAUCUCUCCUUCUCCCCCCACUGCUGCAGCAGCUCAACCCCCCCCCCCCCCCCCCCAUCGGCUGCAGAAAAGUACAAAAACGACCGCGUGAACUCUGGCGCGGCGUCGUCUCCACGUGAUGUCGCAAACGUGAACUCUUCUAAUGCUGCUGGAGCCACGGUCACCAAAACCACCACCUCAACGCAAAGUGUGUCCCCGUGUCAAAGUGUUUUGGUGCCAUUUGGUGGACAUUGACUCAUGAACAGGUGUCCUCCAUGCACUGAAUGUGAAUACUUCUAAAUGAACGUACUGUGCUACUAAUGUAACCUGCAGACUGUAACAGUGUGGAUGUUUUAAAUGAGACUGUAGAAGACAUUUUGUGCAAUUUAACAGAGAAUCUCCUUUAAUGAAACCUCAAGUCUUAUUAUUUUUUGAUUUGGCCAUCAUUUUUGGUAACAUAAUCUCAUAAUAUUAAUAAAAACAAUUUAAAGGAAGAGAAGGAACAAAAACAGUCACAUGACCAAACAGUCAUUUGAUAUUCGGGCUUCUUUUGGAAGAAAAACCCCAGGAUUGCAUUACGUGUUAUAACCCAACAGGAAUUACAGUAUUAUGCUCAUUUCCAUUCGGUUCAGUUCUUGUGAGGUGUUACGUGUCUGAACAAUGUCUAACAAGAUUAUGCCGAAUUAAAAAAUAUAUUUAAACCGUU
Pungitius pungitius (ninespine stickleback) is the source of this 5595-nucleotide messenger RNA. It is a transcript of the gene arhgef10la, whose product is annotated as Rho guanine nucleotide exchange factor (GEF) 10-like a. Lineage: Eukaryota; Metazoa; Chordata; Actinopteri; Perciformes; Gasterosteidae. Gene Ontology annotation, molecular function: protein binding; guanyl-nucleotide exchange factor activity. Gene Ontology annotation, biological process: actin cytoskeleton organization; positive regulation of stress fiber assembly; SREBP signaling pathway. Gene Ontology annotation, cellular component: cytosol. The record is from RefSeq and is a predicted model, not a curated record.